CAGGCUAGGCCAGUUAAUCAUUACUGCCUUAUUGUCAGACUUUAUAUAACCUGCAGUAGACCUGGUUAAGCAUCACAUGCAGAUUAAAGAAGAUAUUAAUGUUGUAGUUAUAUAGAAUUGAAUCUCGUCGUACAGUUUAAUCGGAGCACACAUUAUCUGCUUUGGUAAAUGUUUGCUAGUGUAGCUUUUCGUGUAGCUAGCAGUGUAGCUAGCUAACUGGCCAUCUUGUCUUUUUUUGCUGACACUAAUCGGGUUAGAGCUUCAAUAAGUUCUGUCGCAGUUGUCAGGAACCCAGAACAGCCCUGUGUGUAGGAUCACAGGACAUUGAACAUAGGCUGUGGGGUAACGUGGGGUCUCUGGGGAGCUUCAGGUUUGUCUUCCCAUGACAACGCGACACCAUGGCAGCAACGGCUCCAGCAGCGAUGCCGAGUGCCGGGUCUCGGAGGACGAGAGGAACACGGAGGAUGUGGAACUCACUGAGCUUGGACCGCUGCUAAUGAGUCCAAAAGCCUCUAUCAAAUCCAGGGGUGCAGCAGCUUACCCGAGUGAGGAGGAGGAGGAGGAGGAGGAUGACAAUGAUCAGGUGGUCACAUUGCCUUUGCAGGCUCACCAUGCCAUGGAGAAAAUGGAAGAGUUUGUACACAAGGUAUGGGAAGGACGCUGGCGAGUGAUUCCUUUCCACUUGCUUCCUGAUUGGCUAAAGGACAACGAUUACCUACUUCAUGGUCACCGGCCACCCAUGCCAUCUUUCCGAGCCUGCUUUGGAAGCAUCUUCAGGAUCCACACAGAAACUGGGAACAUCUGGACACAUUUACUGGGUCUGAUCCUGUUCAUCUGUCUGGGCACACUGACAAUGCUGAGGCCAAAUGUGUCAUUCAUGGCUCCACUACAGGAGAAAGUUGUGUUCGGGAUGUUUUUCCUAGGCGCUGUGCUGUGCCUCUGCUUCUCGUGGCUUUUCCACACAGUCUACUGUCACUCAGAGAAAGUGUCCAGAACAUUCUCUAAGUUGGAUUACUCGGGUAUAGCUUUGCUGAUAAUGGGCUCAUUCGUGCCGUGGCUCUACUACUCGUUUUACUGCUCUCCACAGCCACGCCUCAUAUACCUCUCUGUGGUGUGUGUUCUGGGCAUCUCCGCCAUCAUCGUGGCACAGUGGGAUCGCUUCGCCACUCCACGCCACAGACCUACACGUGCAGGUGUGUUCCUUGGCCUGGGAUUAAGUGGCAUUAUUCCAACAAUGCACUUCACCAUCGCUGAGGGCUUUGUAAAGGCAACAACAGUGGGGCAGAUGGGCUGGUUUAUCCUAAUGGGCGCCAUGUAUAUCACUGGAGCCGGUUUGUAUGCAGCACGCAUCCCUGAACGCUACUUUCCUGGGAAAUGUGAUAUCUGGUUUCAGUCUCAUCAAAUAUUCCAUGUGUUGGUGGUGGCUGCAGCCUUUAUUCACUUUUACGGCAUUUCCAACCUGCAGGAGUUCCGUUACGGCCUGGGAGGAGGCUGUACGGAUGACUCCCUCCUCUAAAAAGCUCCAUCCGUCUCUCCGCUUGCUUUCUACUCAUGACUUCAGCACCGAAGUGAUGAGCAUUUUGAACAUUUUCGGAUCAGUUCGGAUAGAGCUAUUGUACUCCCCUGCCUACCCUGCGCUCACUGAUCAAAAACUGUUAUUGUUAUUGACUUUAAGGGAUUAUCUAUAUUUUAAAAGGUUUAUACAAUCAUCAAUGUGUUUUAUUGUUGUAAUACUUGAAGGCAUAUUAAGCAAAUCUUACAACUCCUCUAGAAACAAUACUCCAGCAGUUUUCAACCUGAUCUCUAUUGACUAGUUUCUGUAGUGUGUGUGAUUACCACAGGCAAGGUCUGCGAACAAGUUUCCCUGUAGUGAAGAAAAACGUGUUAAUACAAACUUGUCAUAACUUUACAGUGACCUUGAGAGUUAGAAAGGCAUUAUAUAAACGGAAAGCAUUUAGAGCAGUCGUAAAGUACAACAAUAAUAAAUGUUCACAUUUCACAACAUAUAUAUAUAUAUAAGAAAUUCAAAAGCUGAUGCAUUCUUUAUAAUAAAGGUCUUAGGAUAAGACCAACAUUGGAGAAAGACUCAUCAACUUGCUUAUACUUUUACAGUUUCUUUUUCAUAGUUUUGUGGUAUCUGCCAACAGGGAACUGAAGGUACUUAGGUGUUUCUCUCUGUGUUGGUAAAAUGGUACCACAAAUGUCACCCUUUCCCCUGCAGAAACACUUUUUUUUUUGUUUUGUUUUUUUACAUAAAGUUUAUUAACUGUUUAACGGCUGCUUGAGACAAUUAUAUGUGAGCUUAAAGCAAAAAAAAAAAAACUUUUUUAUUAUUAUUCUUUUCUCAAUACAAGGAACUGUAAAUUCUUGUUCAUGGUUAUUACACAAACACUACAUACACAGUAGAUGAAGAUUUAAAAAAAACGGACUAUUUGUUUAGGCUUUUGUUCACGGUUUAGUCUUCAAGGCACUGUCACACUGCUGGGGUGGGGUGGGGGGUGUAUAUCUUGAGAGGCAUUUAGUCACAGACCACUGAGAGUUGUGUGAGCAGUGCUACCUCUUCCUGUCUUGUUCAGUCUGUACACUGUUGGAUAAACCUGCUUCGUGUCUGAGAGAAGUAGCUACAGCUUUUGGGUGGUGCAGGUGUCUAGAACUAUAAAAGCAGGUAUAAAAUAUUAAAGUCUUUCAUCUGCUGUAAAUGAUUUCAUGUAAUAAUCUGUAGUUUGUGAGAAAACAGAAUUUUCCUAGAUAAAUUUUUAAAUGUUCCCUUG
This is a messenger RNA of Tachysurus vachellii, 2771 nucleotides long. RefSeq names its product adiponectin receptor protein 1-like. Bases 383 to 1516 code for a protein of 377 amino acids. The record is from RefSeq and is a predicted model, not a curated record. The transcript has 8 exons. Lineage: Eukaryota; Metazoa; Chordata; Actinopteri; Siluriformes; Bagridae. Gene Ontology annotation, biological process: adiponectin-activated signaling pathway. Gene Ontology annotation, cellular component: plasma membrane. Gene Ontology annotation, molecular function: signaling receptor activity.